AUGCAUACUGGAGAAGAAGAAUCUUACGGGUUAGAUGAAACUGAAUCGGUAACACCUAGUAUUAACCUGAUGAGAAACCAACCUCCUGGAGCAGAAAGAAGAAAUGAUAGAGAUGAUUCUGAUACAAAUAGAAAAAUUGCCGAUGCACUACAAAGAAUAGUGGAAAUUGUUCCUGCUAUGACUUCAGUUCCAAUUCAAAGACGGGCCCCGAUAAAAGAAUUGAGAAAGUAUGGUGCCAAUGAAUUUAUGGGUCUGAAAGGAGUCGAUCCAUCUGUAGCUGAAAAUUGGAUGGAGUCGACUAAAAUAAUUUUACGACAAUUAGAUUGUACCCCCCGAGAGUGUUUGAUUUGUGCUGUAUCAUUGUUACAAGAAGAAGCUUACUUAUGGUGGGAAUCAAUGGUUCGACAUUUACCAGAGAAUCUGAUAACUUGGGAUCUAUUUCAGAAAGAAUUUCAAAAGAAAUAUAUCGGAGAAAUGUACAUCGAAGACAAGAAACAAGAGUUUUUGACGUUACAACAGGGUGACAUGUCAGUAAUAGACUAUGAGAGGGAAUUCUCGAGACUCAGUAGAUAUGCCUCAGAGUUUAUUCCAACUGAAGCUGAUAGUUGA
This is a messenger RNA of Gossypium arboreum, 609 nucleotides long. RefSeq lists its product as uncharacterized. The record is from RefSeq and is a predicted model, not a curated record. The transcript has a single exon. Lineage: Eukaryota; Viridiplantae; Streptophyta; Magnoliopsida; Malvales; Malvaceae. Bases 1 to 609 code for a protein of 202 amino acids.